Diospyros lotus (date-plum) is the source of this 1376-nucleotide messenger RNA. RefSeq names its product protein FAR1-RELATED SEQUENCE 5. The coding region runs from base 420 to 944 and encodes 174 amino acids. The transcript is spliced from 5 exons. The record is from RefSeq and is a predicted model, not a curated record. Lineage: Eukaryota; Viridiplantae; Streptophyta; Magnoliopsida; Ericales; Ebenaceae.
GGAGGCGUAUCUUAUGUAAAUCGUAAUCACGAGUCUUAUUUAUAUACUGAUAAUAGACCCAGAAACAAAAUCUCCUUCAGUAUUAUGAUUUCUCUCUCUCUCUCUCUCUCUGUACAUCGGUUCCGUAGAAAGAUCUAUUGCAUUCCUUACGCUUCGAUAAAAAGUUAAACAUGUGAUCGUUCCUGCUCAACGACUGUUGGAUAAAUUGUCCAGUGGAAAGAAAUUUUGCUGAAACGCUACACAGUAGGUUGCUAACACGAGGAAAAGAGCAAAAGAAAAAGAAAAAAACAAAAUCAUAAGCUGAAAUAUAGUUAAUAAAAGUGGAUUCUAAGGAGGGGGCUGGGCCUACGGAGAGUUGUCCGGAAGGAGGGGAGUUGGUUCCUUGUGAAGUACAAGCAAUUCCAGAACCAUAUCAGGGUAUGGAGUUUGAAUCUGAAGAAGCUGCAAAGGUAUUUUACGAUGAGUAUUCCAGGCGAACAGGUUUUGUCAUGCGUGUGAUGGGCUGCCGCCGAUCAGAUAUUGAUGGAAGAAUUCUUGCCCGCCGACUUGGAUGCAAUAAGGAGGGUUAUUGCAGGGGUAAAUCCGCUUCUGUUAGGAAGCCAAGGCAAAGUACAAGAGAAGGAUGUAAAGCCAUGAUCCUAGUAAAGUGCGAUAAAUUUGGAAAAUGGAUUGUCACCAGAUUUGUGAAGGACCAUAAUCAUCCACUUGUGGUUUCUCCUCGUGAAGUGCGCCCUACUAUGGAUGAAAAGGAUAGGAAAAUACAGGAGCUAAUAUCAGAGCUACGGACUAAGAGACGCUUAUGCGCAUUAUACCAGGACCAGUUAACUGCUUUUGUGAAAGAAGUUGAAGAGCACAAUAACCAACUCUCAAAGAAGGUGCAAAUUGUAGUGAACAACCUAAAGAAAUUUGAUCCUGUAGAGAUGGAGCUUUCACAUCAUAGAUAGCCCCUGCUAGCUGGUGGUAGCUGCAGCAAUAGAAGAAAGAAGAGAAAGGAAAGCAUGACUAAUGAGUACGUGUUUGUGUAUAUAUAUGAAUGAACUGGUAGCUUUUGUUUUGAUACAGCAGCUGCAAUUGCCAUUGUUGAGGAUUUGCAGCAAGCAAGCAAGCAAAGGUCUCCAUGUCUUUAGUUUGCUGGAAUAUAUUUUGGAAAUUGUAGUCAAAUCGGUGAUUUGUUGUUAUCUCUGUACGCCAUUUGGCAUUGGAAUCUGAGCAUCUGUAUUUCGAUUAAUAAGUCGGAAUUUAUUUUGUACCCUACAAAUUUGUCACAUGCCUGUGCCUGUGUAUGCCGGCGGUGAUCCUAUCCACCACCAUGGUGGGGCACCGCCAGUGUAUUUUUUGUAAUUUUAAGAUAAAUUUGUAUAUUUUAUAUCGUUUAU